AUGGUUCACGUGUGGUGCUAUCUCAGCGCGUUCGCCGCGGCGACGGUCGUCUCGGGGUCGGUCACUUGCACGCGGGAUUCGUCGAUGAUGAACGCGCUCAACAACUGGUGCAUGUGUCGGCCGUGCCAUCUCUGCGAGUUUUCGUUGCGCAAGGGGUGCCAGCCGCUGCCACUCCAGGCCACGACGACGUCGAACGGGUCCGAGAUCGCACCGACGCAGCCAAUUUUAGACUCGAACGCUUGGUUUUUGACCGAGGACGAGCUCACCAAGAGCCGUGGCGGCGUCGUGCGGUCGUCGCUCACGCCGUCCACAUCCGGGAACCGUGUCCGUGUCUUCCCCGAUACGAGCGCGGCGUUCGAGUCGAUGCACACGGACGUCUUGUCGGCAUCGUCGGCGUACUUUACGGGCUGGUCGGUCAACGACAUUCCGUACAUCCCGCAGAUCGACCCGUCCGCAACGUUCAAGACAACGUGGGGCAAGGCCAUCGAAGCCAACAAGCUCAAGGCGCACGGCCUUGUGUGGUCCAACCUCAUCGACUUGGCCCAGGUCACCGACAUUUUUGCGUGGAUGAACUCGCAUCCGUUGACCAACACGUCGUCGGUGCAGCUCAUGACCGACAACCGGAUUCCCGGGCCGUCCGGGUCGCUCCAUCAAAAGAGCUUGAUCGUCACGCGCGGCACCGAGCUCGCGGCGUACGUCGGCGGUCUCGACCAAGCGCUCGAUCGCUGGGACACCAAGCACCACAACGUCUCGAGCCUUCGCGCGUCGGCCAAGAUCCAAGUCGACUUUAACGGCUGGGUCGAUGUCCACGCGCGCGUCAAUGGCCCAGCGUCGACCGAUAUUCUCGGCAAUUUUUUGGACCGAUGGAACGACCCAGACCACCCGGGGUCGCCGCUGGGCAAGCCGUUUGUGUCGCCCCCGGCGCCGCUCCAGUCGUCGUGGAACGUACCUCAGAAAGAGAUCGCCGCCGACGCCGUCUUGAGCGCCGUCGACGUCGAUACCAGUGUCGCGCAACACGUGGCCACUUGCUGA
Messenger RNA from Saprolegnia diclina VS20, 1032 nucleotides. RefSeq lists its product as hypothetical. Gene Ontology annotation, molecular function: D-type glycerophospholipase activity. The transcript is spliced from 2 exons. Gene Ontology annotation, cellular component: plasma membrane. Gene Ontology annotation, biological process: phospholipid catabolic process. The coding region runs from base 1 to 1032 and encodes 343 amino acids. The record is from RefSeq and is a predicted model, not a curated record. NCBI's taxonomy places the organism in Eukaryota, Oomycota, Saprolegniomycetes, Saprolegniales, Saprolegniaceae.